Strongylus vulgaris is the source of this 219-nucleotide messenger RNA. Lineage: Eukaryota; Metazoa; Nematoda; Chromadorea; Rhabditida; Strongylidae. The record is from the annotation of a GenBank genome assembly.
AUGUGUGAUCAUUCUCAUCCUGGGGAAGGUGGUUGUGAGACUGAAACCAGUGACAGUGCAGAUUACGGUGAUAUCAAGCAGUACGACAUGUAUAAGUACAUCGACAUGGAUAAGGUGACAGUAUUGAAUGAGACUAUUGAUGGAAGUGGAAAGCUUGUUUUCAAGAGUAUGGAAAUGAGAUUGGACAAGUUAGUCAUUUCAGUCCAAAAGCCUCAUUAA